CCCCGGAUGGAAAGUGUAAUGGCCGCCAAUAGUGACUCGUCGGAGUAUGGAGACGGGCGAGGAUGUGCUGUACAUUGAAAACCUCUUUUGAAUCUUGAUUUCCAAAUUCAUCUCUUGAGCAAGCUAUUGGAAAUGGCAUCGUAGUUUUUCUUAAAGAAUAUGCCAAGUUAAGAAAAUUGUGGAACUCUCGUAGUAAUUCAGCUCAGAGUCUUAAAAGACGAAGAUUGCAAUAAUAGUACAUUACAAAAAAUGCCAUCUGAGCAAGAACAUUUUUUUUGCAUUCAGAAGACCAACUUAUUACAAGAUGAUCAGUCAGAUAGACUGUGUGUUUCUACAUCUGAUAUUACUAUUGAAAAGUCUACAUUUGAACCUACAAUUUCAGAUAUUGUUGCCUAUGGUCUAAAAAAUGUGAAAAUAGAAUUGCCCAGGGUAAAUAUACCAAAUGAAAUAAUGUUUAAACAUGAAAUUGACAAAUAUAUGAAAUUAUUUCAGUGUAAAGAAAAACCUGUAGAAGCAUCUUUCGUUCAAAUGGAUAUGAAUGGGAACAGUGUAAAUUAUUCUGAGAUUUAUAGUCCACAUAACAAAUCAGGAUUACAUUAUGAGGAAGGCUUGAAAACAGCAAAAAUACUGAAUUUCAGUUGUACAAAAUGCCAAAACAACAUCAGAUAUAGCCCAAAUGAUCUACAGAAACAUUUUCAAUUGUUACAUCAGGGAGAAUUGCCAUCAUACCCCUGUGAAAUGUGUAAUUUUUCAGCUAAUGAUUUUCAGUCAUUCAACCAACAUCGCCGAACGCAUCGUAGCACCUUAGUAAAAUGUGAAAUCUGUAAUGAUGAUCACCGAUACACUCUAUUGGACUUAACAAAACAUUUCACAUCUCAACAUUGUGUAAAUGGUAAUUUUCAAUGUGAAAAAUGUAGAUUUUCAACCCAAGAUGUAGGCACCUUUGUUCAACAUAUACAUAGGCAUAAUGAAAUGCAGUAUAAUUGUGAGAAAUGCCAUCAUGUAAGUUUUUCAGAAGAAGAGUUUCAAAAGCAUGUUGUUUCACACACUGGCACAUUUCCUUUCAGUUGUCAGUAUUGUAACUAUAUGGCAUCACGGAAAAACUACCUUUUAAAACAUAUUAUUACCUUACACAAAGACCAUCUCUAUGCAAAAGAUAAAAUGAAUACAGAUGAUAAUGAAAAAAGGGUGAAGAAUUCAACGGGACUAAAACUUAUCUUGAAAAGGUACAAAACUGGUGCAUCAAGGAAAGCAUUGUGGAGACGUAAAAAAAUUGCCACUGAUGGCUGUAGAACUGAAGAAGAAGAUGUUUUCGAAGUCUUGAAAGACAGUCUGCCUAAAUCUGAAGAAAUAGGUCAAUCUGUAAAAGAACUACAUGACAUUCUUUUAAAUGAAAAGCUUGUUUAUAGUGGAACAAAAUCGUCUCCAGCGAUUCAGUACAACAGAGCAAAAGGUGGACUAGGUUCCACACGGGGAUUGAUGAAAAAAGCAGUUCAUGGUCCUACAGUGUUGAUGGUUAAAAAUAAUAGAAUAUCUGUUCCUGCAAACUACAGUGCUAAAUUUUUGGGAUUCAAAACGGUGGAUGGAAAACAACAUAUAGUAAUAAAAUUGCUACCUACAGAAAAACAGAAUUUGCCUGGAGGAAAUAAGUUUGAUGGGAUUAAAGAUGGUACAACUGAAUGCCAAGAAGAGACAGCUGACAACUGCAAUUUACCAUUAGUUGCUAGAUCUCAUGAAAUUAAUAAUCAAAUGCCUAGGAAUAAUUCUGUUCACUUGUCAACAUCUCCAUCGUCUAACCAGUUUUCAGGAAAAAUAAAGCAAGAAGGCAAUGUAUUAUGUUGCAAUGCAUCGCAGAAUAUUGUACCACCUAUUGUAAUGGUAGGAAAGUGUGCAAGCCGUUUGCCGGUGAAACCUGAAACAUCUUCAUUUCCUUGUGAUUUGGUGGUCAAGACUAGAAGUCCAGUUUCAUGGAAAAAUUGUAUACCUCAAGACCAUCUUCAGGUUUUAUCCCCUUCUGGUUCACGCAUGCUUCAUUAUGAUCCCAUGAAAAAACCUUUUCCUCCAGAAUUCAAAGUAGUCAAUGGUGAAGUAAACAACAACAAUAAUAAACACAAUAAUCUCUGUUGUUCAUCAACAGAUAUUUCCAAUCAGGCACCAUUGCCUUUCCAUAAUUAUUCUAAAAUAGGCAUUUUGGAAAAAUCAAAAGAACUUACUUACAACAAAAUGUAUCCUCUGCAAAGCAAGCCUACAAGUGAAUCUAUGCCUUGUUUUUCACAAUCAGCAACAGAAUUAAAUUUAGACAAAAAAUCACUGUUGCCUCUUUGUGGCUUUGUAAAUGGUAAUAAUACUCCAGUAUUCUCUGCCAGCCUACCCACUCACAGUAUUGACAAACAGUGUUGGUUAGAAAACCAUGAUGGACAAUUGUAUUUGAAUACUAAGGUAAAUCAAAUGUUGGAACAUGUAGCUGAAAAAUCCAAGCAAGAAAAUGAUUCCAAUUGUGUAAAUUCAUCACUUAUGCCUAAAAUAACAUCAGUUUUCUCCCUUCAAAGCAAGCAGGCAUCCACCUAUUUGUCACCUGAAAUAAACCAGUCAUUACAAGAGGUCUUAAAAAGACCAACCAUCGUUCAGUCAAAUAACUAUGUUAAAACCAAUUAUGACAGAUCUUUUUCAAACAAAUAUACAAAUUGUAGGACAUUUACACAUAAUGAUUUAUCACCUUAUUGCAAUUUAACUGAUUCCUCUGAUAAAUUUAAGAGAGAACUGAAUAUGAACAACGCUGCAAGAAAUGAAAGUGUAUACCUGAAGAACGGAGGACAAAUCCCUUUGCCUCUUAGAACAGAAGCAAUAAAUUCAGCAUCAGGGAAAACAAGUGUUGGUGCAUUGCUUAAGACUCAGACAGAUUCAAUCAUAACACAACAGUUGGCGAAAGACAAGAUGCGCUCUAAUAACCAUGGCCCUAGUAAAAUUUGUCCAUUUUUUCCUGAACAGAAAAAAACAGUACUACAGUCAACUCCAUCAAGAUUUUUUGUACCUUUGCAUCUUGCUCGCAAGCAAGGAUUACAAGUUAUUUCAGGAAGGCCUUCUCCAAAAGUGAGUUCAUCAGAUGCUCAGGCAACCAGAACUGCAUCUUUGCUUUUAAAUAAAAGACCUGGAAUGAUUUUGACCUUUGGUAGGGGUUCCCUUGGAACAGCUGCAAAUGCCGCUGAAAAUAAUUCUCAGGUUUUAGAGAAAAUUGCAUCUAAAAAGCCAGUAUCCUCACACAGGGACCUACAAACAAAUGAUUCUAGAAGCCUAAGAAAUUCUAGUAUUAAUACAUGUAGUGAGGCAGUAAAUGCUUCAUCCAUUGCCAUUCCACAAAUCGAUCAGCACAAUACAAAUCCAGAGAGCAGACUUUCUUCCGUGAAAAUACUAGCUGGAUUUCAAGGCAGUAAGGCUGCUUGUGCAAAGUCAGUGAAACAGCCAGAGGUGGGACAGGAACAACCUGUGUAUGCACUUUUGCCCAAUGGUAGACAAGCAGUUUUUCUUAAAUGUAUGUCAUCGAACAAGUCUCUUGUACAAAACCAUAGUGUUUUUCAAGGUCCUACUCAUAGUCAAAGUUCUGAACCAAAGAAACAUAGAGCAAUGCAACAAAAGCUUUUUUUGAAAAUUAAGACUUUUCCUGCUGCAGACAAAUGCCAACCAGUUAGCAACACUGUCUCAUCUUUGCAGUUGAACAGUAUGAAGUGUUGCAAUAGUCCUGCACUAAAUCAGAAAAAUAUAUCUCGCCCUUCUAGCAAUGCCUUAUACUUAUCAGGUAGUUUGAUGCCAGCAAAUGCUUGUUCAGCAAAUGGGAAAUCAAAAGAUUCUUGUUCCUCUGUAGAACUGGUACAUUCCUCUAGAGAUGGUAAGACGUGGUCACAAAAGACCCCACUUGAUUCAACUCAAAAAGAAACUGCUAACACAGGAAGCAGUUUGGAAAAUCAAAGAGCAACAGAGAAUAUGUCAACACAAAUUUCAAAGGUUAAGCAUCAUUCGAAGCAAAAUGAUGCUAAAGUUUCUAAUGCUACAGUAUCACAGAAGAAUAAGAAUUUGAAACGGAAAACUAAGGAUGACUUUCAGGGACCUCCUAGAAAGAAAACAUUGCAUCGAAAGUGCAAAGAAAAAAAUCAACUAGACGUGAAUGAAUUUGAAUCCUUGUUUCAAACCCCUUACAGACCAAGAGCAUCAAAAGAUACUAUAAGGAUUUUAAAUUUACUUCCUUUUCAUUCUAAACAACUUGUCAAAUGCCCCCGGAGAAAUCAGCCUGUCGUUGUACUAAACCACCCUGAUGCUGAUGUUCCUGAAGUUGUAAAUGUUAUGAAAACUAUUGCAAAGUUUAAAGGACAUGUUCUAAAGGUCUCUUUAUCAAAGAGAACAAUAGAUGCUCUUCUGGAGCCACCAUAUUAUAGCAACAGUUUGUACUUAAUUACUAAUGAACUGACUCAAAGAAAACACAAAAUGCUAAAACCUGUAAGUCCUGUAAAAGAAAGAUUUGUUUUAAAAUUAACACUGAAGAAGACUAGCAAAAAUAAUUAUCAGAUUGUGAAAACUACCUCUGAUAAUACGCUGAAAACUAAAUUUAGCUGCUGGUUUUGUGGGAGGAUAUUUGACAAUCAGGACAAUUGGGUAGGGCACGGACAGCGGCAUCUGAUGGAAGCCACUCGAGACUGGAAUUCAUUAGAAUAACUUAUUGAAGAAUACAAAAUCAUGUUCCUCCGAUUGAACUAUUUUGGCUGAUAGCAUCCAGGAACACAUUACAAUUAUGUUUUUUAAAUCAAGUUUCAUGUUAGCACCUAAAAUGAAUCUGUAUAAAUUUUAAUUGAAUAGUUGCUAUUGCAGUUUAAUUUGUGUUUGUUACUACUAUCAUGGCAUAUAUUUGUAAUUGGAGAAUGAAUUUCAGGGCUUUUCUGUCUUGUAUAUAUUUAAACAUGAAAGUGUGUACAUAUUUUUGUACUUUGGUUAUUUGCUACAAAAUCUUGCACAGGAAUUGUAUUUUCCAGCUCUGUGCAUGCACUACUAAAAGGGUUUUCAGCUAUCCACAGCUAUUGCCGUAUUUUUCCUUGAUCUUUUAAAGAUUUUUUUUUCCAGGGAUUGAUCACUGUUGUUAGCAAGUGCCUAAAAGAUGUGAAGCAGUUUACUUUGUGUCAACUGUAUAACCAUAGGUCUGUAUAGGGCCAGGUCUCCUAACAGUUUCUUUUAAAACAAAGCCAUAUGUGAAUGCUUUAAGCUAUAUUGCUAUGCACAUGACACUUGUACUAUUUCUGUGCAGUUUGUCUACUUUCUUAGUGAAGUAUUUUUCAUACAAAUCAAUAAACCUAUUACUGUGUUUAAGCCUGAUGAAGAUAACUGUUGGAAAAAUGUAUUCCCUGUUUGUAUAACAGUACUGAGAAUUCCAAGUGAACAUUUGUCAUCCCUACAACAUUGGUA
This is a messenger RNA of Protobothrops mucrosquamatus (brown spotted pit viper), 5445 nucleotides long. It is a transcript of the gene ZNF518A, whose product is annotated as zinc finger protein 518A. The coding region runs from base 250 to 4704 and encodes 1484 amino acids. Gene Ontology annotation, cellular component: nucleus. Gene Ontology annotation, biological process: regulation of transcription by RNA polymerase II. The record is from RefSeq and is a predicted model, not a curated record. Gene Ontology annotation, molecular function: DNA-binding transcription factor activity, RNA polymerase II-specific; RNA polymerase II transcription regulatory region sequence-specific DNA binding. The transcript has 3 exons. Lineage: Eukaryota; Metazoa; Chordata; Lepidosauria; Squamata; Viperidae.